Messenger RNA from Miscanthus lutarioriparius, 840 nucleotides. Lineage: Eukaryota; Viridiplantae; Streptophyta; Magnoliopsida; Poales; Poaceae. The record is from the annotation of a GenBank genome assembly.
AUGAGUGGAGGUAUAGACGCCACUCCUAGAUCAGUAGUAACAUUUCCUAAUCUGUCAUUUCUUCGUCUGGAUGGCUUGAGUGAAUGGGAGGAGUGGGACUGGGAGGAGGAGAGCGAGAGUGAGACUACAGAAGCUAUGGCCAUGCCUGCUCUCAAGGAGCUCAUAAUUCUUAGCUGCAAGCUAGCUUGUCUUCCACCAGGGCUCGCCAGUAGCAGGAGGCAUGCUCUAAGAGAAGUGCGCCUGUACAAGCUGAGCAACCUGACAUAUAUAGAGAACUUCCCUUCAUUCGUGCAACUUAAAGUAUUCGACUGCCCCAAGCUGAAAAGGAUCAGCGAUCUCUCUAAGUUGCAGAAAAUCGAGACCUUAUACUGCCCAAAUGUGGAGGUGCUAGAAGGAGUCCCGUCACUUGACAGCAUAGAGAUGAUGGACAGCACCAUGGAGACGAUUCCGGAAUAUCUGACAACAGUAACCCCAAGGUAUGAGAAAUAUCAUGGAUACUAUGGAGGGAAGGAGGAAGCAAGAAAGUCCAACUAUACUGAUAUGGUUAAUAAAUACUAUGAUCUCGCCACUAGCUUCUCUACGAGUAUGGUUGGGGUGAAUCCUUCCACUUUGCUCACAGAUGGAAUGGAGAAUCCUUACGAAAGCAUCAAGCGACAUGAGCAUUUUCUUGCCCUGCAACUUGGUUUGAAACCAGGAAUGAAGGAGCUCAAUCGUUUAGCAGGAAUUAGUGGAACCUGUGAUUUUGUCAAGGUCAAGGCCUUGGAAUAUGUUGGUCUUGCACCACAGGGGGCAGUGAGAGGAUCUAAUUUCCUCAGAGAAGGCUGCAAGAAGGUCUUGUAG